Messenger RNA from Galleria mellonella (greater wax moth), 2801 nucleotides. RefSeq names its product sodium-coupled neutral amino acid transporter 9 homolog. Gene Ontology annotation, molecular function: amino acid transmembrane transporter activity. The record is from RefSeq and is a predicted model, not a curated record. The transcript has 13 exons. Gene Ontology annotation, biological process: amino acid transmembrane transport. NCBI's taxonomy places the organism in Eukaryota, Metazoa, Arthropoda, Insecta, Lepidoptera, Pyralidae. The coding region runs from base 390 to 1799 and encodes 469 amino acids.
GUUUUGUUGUCGUACUAUAAUUCAACAAUAAAUACUGUUUAUUACGUAUAAUGUGUUCUGUGAAGAAACCAGUCAGCUGUGAAGACCUCUCCGCCGCCAGCUCUGUGCGGUCGUUGGAUGAUAGUUACGAGAAAGCAACGAACCGAAGAAAUUGAAAGUGAUGCCCUCCCGGAUAUGAAGCGAGUUUGCGAGGCAGUUCAGUGAAUCAAUUGGUUGAUAGUAGACGCAUAAAAGAAACUGAGCAGUGUCCAUCAGUAUUAAUAAUAUUUGAAAGUGACUGCUCUGACUUCUACGACGUCGACUGCGACGACAAGCGACGUAAAAGUAAUAAACAUAUAAACGCUACAUAUCUGUCAUCGCCAAACGCAGACCACGGUGUCCGGAGCGACAUGGAUAGAUUGGAGACGACGCCGCUUCUCUCCACACUACACAGCACGGCAUACGGCAAUCUGCCAACAAACGAACGCACAGGACCAACAUCGAGUGUAAUCAUGUCGUCAUACAAAAGAUUUGAGAAGGCAGCAAAACCAGAAAGGAAACAGCAAAGUUCCUUAGUAACAAUAUUCUCCGUAUGGAACACAAUAAUGGGUUCCUCGUUGUUGACGAUGGCGUGGGGAGUGGAGCGGGCUGGUCUGCCCGUGGCACUGGUGCUGGUGGCUUUCAUGGCAGCCCUGUGUUUAUACACGGCUUACGUGUUGCUACGUGUCAACUGUCACCAUGGUACGGCGACAUGCGAGGUGCCAGCACUCUGCCGGGUGCUGCUCGGCCGCUCAGCAGAGGUCGUGGCGCAUGCAUUCAGCCUUAUAGUACUGCUGGGGGCCAAUAUAGUGUAUUGGAUACUCAUCACCAACUUCUUGUACUUCACAGUCAACUAUUUUGCUGAUCUGCCCAAUUCGAACACAACUGUUCAUAACACGACACUCCUGUGUCCAUCAGAAGACGGGUUGAACGGCUCUCUCAUAAUACCCGAACCGGUGGCUACCUCACCGUACUGGAAUUUGCACAGUACGGUCCCCGUAUACGUGGCUGUUAUAGUGUUCCCACUGCUCAACUUUAAAAAUGUCACAUUCUUCACAAAAUUCAAUUCAUUAGGUACAUUGUCUGUGGCGUACUUGGUCGUGUUUGUACUAACGAAAGGCUACACGUGGGGCAUCCAUUUGAACAACAUGGUGAUUUCAACCCAAGUGGACAAGAACGCGGCUGUGCUCAGCGGAAUGCUGGCAUUGUCCUUCUACAUACACAAUAUUAUAAUCACUAUUAUGAGCAAUAACGCGAGACAGGACAAAAAUGGAAGGGACCUGACUAUAGCAUUUGUGCUGGUAACAUUGACUUAUACGCUGGUUGGAGCUGUGUUCUAUAUCUGCUUUCCACUAGCCAAGUCUUGUAUUGAAGAUAACAUCUUGAACAAUUUCGAGAUGCACGACGUGAUGACUGCUGUUGCGAGGAUAUUGUUACUAUUCCAAGUGGUGACCGUCUACCCGCUAGUGGCGUUCAUGCUGCGAUCUGAGGCGAUCCUACUGUUGCUGUUCGAGCCAACGCGAUGUCUCACCGUCACCAUUAAUACUAUUAUAGUCACGAUGUGCAUACUGGUCGCUUGUUUUUGUCCAAGUAUCGGAACUAUUAUAAGGUACACAGGAGCCGUAAGCGGUCUAAUCCACAUCUUUACUCUGCCAUCAUUACUGCAAAUGCGCUCCCUCUACAUCCGCGGGAAACUUACCUGGUGGAAAACUCUCUUCUACUGCCUCAUCGUCGUAUUUGGCGCUGUAAACUUAUUGAUGCAAUUCUUUAUUGACGAAUAGACAGUUACAUGUAAAAUAUUGGAUUCUGUCUCAAAACUGAACUACUGUGUGGGUUUUUUUUAUGCAUAAUAGCAACACCAGUUGUGGAUUUUAAGGCAGACUUUGAAAAGCCAGAACCCAAAGCCGUGAAAUUGUUAUAAGCACAAAAGUAUACAGAUAAAAGAAGGUACGAGUAUUUUUUUUUGAGGGUGAAAAUGGUAUGGUAACCCCGCCUGCGCUAACGGGAUACGCUGGCGGAGCACCAGUGAAGGGUGAUAGAUGAGAAUGAAAACAGGUCAGUUAGCCCAUCAUGAUGAAUUCGUCAGGAAUUAACCAUGAUAGUUUCCAGGGAGAACCGUGAGGAGGUCGACCUGGUUGGGUAUAUUGCUAGCAAUGGGAUUCUCAGUCUCCAUUACUAACAAUCCCUUUCCCCUCAAAAGGUACGAGUAUUAUAGAAUUUUUGAGAGUCAUAAAACGUCAAUAUUUUAUUAUAAUAAUUUUGAAUAAUAUUGAUUCAAACAUAGCCCGAAGGAUAAGCAAGCUGAAGUGGCAAUGGGCUGGUCACAUAGCUCGAAGAACUGACAACCGAUUGGGAGGAAAGGUUCUUGAGUGGCGACCUCGUACGGGCAAACGCAGUGUAGGACAAACCCCCCCCCCCUUCCUCCUCACCUGUUAGAGGUGGAGACGACCUCAAAUGCAUUGCAGAGAGUCAGUGGAUGCAGGUAGCUCAGGAACACUCCUUAUGAUAGACCGUAGUCUUGUCCGUCUGUGAGAAAUUUUCAAAUUGUUGUUCUCUGUGAGAACUGGUAAAAAAAAACUCGACAGUCUUUUUUCCAAUCAUUUAAGAAUUGUGUAUAUACCUACCAAGGAAUCUCGAAUAAUAUUGAUUUUUAGCCUGGCUGUUAAAUUAUAUAUUUAAGAAACAAAUAUUUAAUAACAAUAAUUAUAGUGGGAAUUUUAAAUUCCAUUCCUUUCAUUAGAAAAAAAACCGAUUUCAAUUAUACCUUUUCGACUAUAUAUCUA